GCGCAUCUUAAUGGUUGUGUCUCAAAUGAAUUGGACAAUUUAUUCUUCUCAAAAAGACAAUUAAUUGCAACUUCAUUGUGACCACUCCUUCUACUAACCCUUGUAAAAUGCAGGUGACCAUUCAAAAUCAAGACAGUACACACACACAUGACACAUCUACUGAUAUAUAAACAAGUUCACUCUUUUGGCAAAUCCCAUUUGAGCAAAAACAUAACAUAUCAUGGCGAAAGAUCAUCUCCAGGUUGUGAUGCUUCCAUGGUCUGCCUUUGGCCAUAUGAUGCCUUAUUUCCAGCUCUCCAUAGCCUUGGCCAAAGCCAAAGUUCAUGUCUUUUUCAUAUCCACACCAAGAAACAUCCAAAGGCUCCCCAAAAUCUCAUCUGAUUUAGAGCCUUUUGUGCAUUUAGUCCCUAUCUCAUUUCCUCCCUUGGACCCUGGCUUCUUGCCAGAAGGUGCUGAGGCAUCUGUGGAUGUACCCUUUGAAAAAAUUGACAACUUGAAGGCUGCAUAUGAUCUGCUGCAGCAACCCAUCAAGCACUUCAUUGGGGAGCAUUUGCCUGAUUGGAUUAUAACUGAUUCUUUUGCUCAUUGGGUGGUUGAUAUUGGUAACGAGUUUGGUGUUCCAGUUGGGUAUUUCUCUCCUUUCUCUGCUGCUACCAGUGUCUUCUUUGGCUCACCAGAAAAUCUCUUGGGUACAAAGAGAAAUCAUGCUCUGCCAACACCAGAAAGCCUAACAGCACCCCCAGAUUGGGUUCCUUUUCCUUCAAAGGUGGCAUACAGAGACUAUGAGGCUGUUUAUGUGCCAAGGGGAUUUUUUGGAUCACAUAAUGGAGAAAUAAGUGGUGCUGGGAGGCUUGCCAAAGUUGUUUCAGGAAGUCAAGUUUUAGCAAUUAGAACUUGCAAUGAGGUUGAAGGAGACUACUUAGAAGUGUACAAGAAAAUCACUGGCAAGCCUGUUUUCUCCACAGGUUUGCUUCCUCCAGAGCAACCUCCAAAGAGGGCAAAAGGAGAAAUUACCACUGAUGAUGGGAUCUUUGACUGGCUUGACAAGCAAAAACCCAAGUCAGUUGUGUUUGUAGGGUUUGGGAGUGAGUGUAAGCUGAGCAAAGAGCAAGCCUUUGAGAUUGCUCAUGGGCUGGAGCUAUCAAAACUUCCAUUUCUCUGGGCACUAUCCAACUGGGCAAAUAGUGAUGCAGAUGCUUUGCCUGAGGGUUUUGCUGACAGGACAUCGGAGAAAGGGCUUGUUUGCUUUGGAUGGGUGCCCCAGUUUGAAAUUUUGGGGCACCCAUCAAUUGGGGGGUCUCUGUUUCACUCUGGAUGGGGCUCUGUAAUUGAAACUCUGCAAUUUGGGCAUGUUCUUGUUGUGCUGCCACUCAUUAUUGAUCAGCCUUUGAAUGCAAGGCUUCUGGAGGAGAAGGGUCUGGCUGUUGAAGUGAAACGCAAGGAAGAUGGGUCGUUUAGCAGAGAUGAGAUAGCCAAAACACUCAGGCAUGCAAUGGUGGAAGAGGAAGGAGAGCAGCUCAGAAGCAAUGCAAGAAAAGCUGCAGCUGUUUUUGGAGAUCACAAGCUGCACCAGGACCAUUACAUUGGCCAGUUUGUCCAGUUUCUGAAAAAUAAUGUUGCAAAAAGAUCAUCCUAGAUCUUCCCUGUUAGAUUGGCAAAAUAACCCAAGAAUGGAAACCGAACUUUCAGGGCAUUUCAGAGAAUUUGUUCAUGAAUUUCUGUUCUUGAUCUUCGUUAUUGUUAUUAUUGCAUGUCAUGCGUUUGAAUAAAAUUUAUCACGAGAGUGAUGUUUCUGGUUGGUAUUA
This is a messenger RNA of Prunus avium (sweet cherry), 1805 nucleotides long. The record is from RefSeq and is a predicted model, not a curated record. Lineage: Eukaryota; Viridiplantae; Streptophyta; Magnoliopsida; Rosales; Rosaceae.